This is a messenger RNA of Pelagomonas calceolata, 1856 nucleotides long. The record is from the annotation of a GenBank genome assembly. NCBI's taxonomy places the organism in Eukaryota, Pelagophyceae, Pelagomonadales, Pelagomonadaceae.
UCUCCGCGGUCAAUCCACGCGAAAACGAGCAGUGCAGGGUAAGCAUUGCGCCCGCAACGGCACGCAUCACAGCCGCGAGCUAUCAUCUCAAGGACACAGCUCUCCCAGCAGCAGAGCCAUCCAAACAAGCACCACAUGGCUCCGCCUCAGAAAACGGACUACAACACCGUCGCCAUCGAAGAAACAGGACAAGAAGAAGCCGCGAGCUACACAAAUGAGGGCCGCUGGCUCGUCUGCAGCGAGGUCAUCACCGUGGUGGCGGCACGCGCGUGGGAGUUCUCCGUCCCCUUAGCUCUCCUGGGCCCGCCGGGCCCGCACGCUUCAUUAAGAGCACCGGCGGCGCUCGCCCUCGCCACGACGCUCGCGACGGCGACGCUAGCGCCGCGGACGGGCGCCUGGGCCGACCGGAGCGAUAGGAGGAGGGCGUCGCGCGUCGCGCGCCUCGCGCAGAUUUUGGGGACGGCGCUCGGUGUCCUCGGCGUGGCGUCGCUCGUCUACGACGGGUCACGACAAAACUACGCAGCCUUAAGUCUCGUGCUCCUCGGCGGCGCCGUCGAGAGCGUCGCGGCCGUCGUCUCCAAGAACGCGCCGAAGAAGGACUGGGCGCCGGCGCUCUUCGACGGUCUGCGGCUCAGCGUCGUUGUCAAGGGACUUUCCGGGGGCAUCGCGUCGACGGCGCGGGGGUGACGCCAUCGCCGCGACAGCGCGUCGCCUCGACGGCGCGAGCGUGACGCCAUCGCCGCGACGGCGCUUACGCAUGCAUCGACGCAGGCGACGAACUGGUCGACGAGCUCUCGCGCACGACGUCGGCGCUCGCCACGGCGGGCCAGGUCGCCGAGGUCGUCGGGCCGUUGCUGGGCGCGCUCUGCGUCUCCUGUUUAGGCCCUAGACGAGGCGCCUGCGCCGCCGGCGUUUUGAACAUCGCGUCGUCGGCGCCGGCCCAGGCCGUUUUGGACUCUUUAUAUGCAAAGUGUUCGAAGCUAAGGACGCCGAGAGCCGUCCGCGAAGUCGUAGAGGAAGAAAAAGUCAACGCCUGGAAGCGCUGGGCCGCGCAGCCGUCCGGCACGUCCCUGAUCACGCUGGCGUUCUGCUGUUUGUGGUUCACUGCUUUAGCCCCGCACGGCGCGGUCCUCACGGCCUUCCUGGCGACGCAGCGCGCGGACCCCGAGCUCAUCGCGGUCUUCCGGAUCUGCGGCGCUUUUUUUGGCUUUAUUGGUAUUGCCGUCUUCUCGCAAUGCAGCCGCGUGUCCACUUCUGACGAAAGCGUGUCCGGCGCGCGGUCGGCGCGGCGCGUGUCUUCAUUAAGAAUGGCGUCGUUGGGCGCUUUGCUGUUCCAGCUCACUUGUGCUUGCCUGGCGGUCUACGCGCUACGAGACGGCGACAUGGUCCUCGUCUUCUGCGCGGCCGUGGCGUGUUCAAGGGCAGGAUUAUAUGCGUUCGACGUGGGCUACGUCGAGCUCCAGCAACUGCUGGUGGACGAGAGAGAUAGAGGCGCCUGCCAGGGCGUCGAGGCGGCGUUGUGCGGCGCCAUGGAGCUCGGGCUGGCUUUGACUACUUUAGUGUUCUUUUCGGAACCUUCUUCCUUCGUGGAACUGGCGGAGCUCUCUUCACUAUUUGUGUUGCUGGCCCUCGUCCUCUUCGCGGCGUGGCUCGCGCUGUACCGCAUCUUCGACCACAUCCACGCGGAGCGCGACCACGGCCACGCGCACACGGCGCAGGAUUUGAAAAGGUUGGCGGGCGACGGCCGCCACGUCCACGUCGCCUACGCGGGGGUCAAGGCGUGCGCCCGGUCGUCGCACGGGCACGCGCAUCCGCACCCGCAUCCCGUGCCCUAGGAGGGGUAAGUAGUGUACGCU